CUCGAACAAUGAGACGCCUUGCCCUGGUGACUGGCGGAAGCCGCGGCAUUGGCCUUGCAGUCGCACGCCAGCUCCACGGGGACGGAUGGAUGGUUGCGCUAACUUCACGAAGCGCUGAACGAGCAAUGGAGGCGGCGGCGACUAUUUCACCGGAAGUGUUGGGCGUCGCAUACGAUGCAUGUGAACCUGGUAGUGCGGACCGCGCGGUGAAAGAAAUCACAGCGCUGGCUGGCCAUCCGAUCACAGGACUCGUGAAUGCUGCAGGCGAAACUCACAACUCGUUGCUCGUGCGACUCCAGGAAGGGGAUGCUCAGAACAUGAUGCAAACGAAUUUGUUGGGUCCUCUGUUCAUGAGCAAGGCCGUGGCACGAGGCAUGCUCCAACAAAAGCAAGGUAGCAUCGUCACCCUUGGGAGUGUGGUCGGGAGUAAGGGGAACGUCGGGCAAGCUGCGUACAGCGCCGCGAAGGCGGGCCUCGUUGGCCUCACUACAUCUCUCGCAAAGGAACUCGGGCCGAAGAAUAUCCGUGUGAACCUUGUCGAACCUGGUUUCAUCGCCACUGACAUGACAGCUUCAAGCAUGAGCGACGACGCUCGCCAAAAGACUGUAAACCAAAUCGUGAUGCGCCGAUUGGGCCAACCAGACGACGUCGCACACAUGGUGUCUUACCUCUUGAGCGACAAGGCAUCGUACGUCACUGGUCAAGUGUUUCGGGUCGAUGGAGGGCUCGUGCUGUAGGUAGGAUGUCCAUGUCCAAUGGGAAAAUCCUGCGGCGUGCUCGUUGACAUUGUCGCUGUGUUGGAUUGCGUCCGACCGGGACACCCUCACGGCGUUUAUCCCACAGCGAGACGCAUUGCGUCCCUGGCCCUUCGCGCGGUGUCCGAUAGUCCGUGUGCAUGCUCCGCGGGACCCUCGCGCCGCCCGCCUAUGCGGGAAGAUUACUCACAUAGUGAUGUUUCGCUCGC
Molecule: messenger RNA, 964 nt
Organism: Aphanomyces invadans
Lineage: Eukaryota; Oomycota; Saprolegniomycetes; Saprolegniales; Verrucalvaceae
Exons: 2
Coding region: 9-737 (242 amino acids)
Molecular function (GO): oxidoreductase activity
Source: RefSeq, a predicted model, not a curated record